AUGCAUAAGUCGAACGGGCUGACGGAGAGGCUGGUGCGGACGAUCAAGGCGGGCAUCACCAAGUUCGGGUCGGAAGCGGGCCGGCGGACGUGGGACGAGUGGCUGCCGUGGAUGGUGAUGGGCUAUCGGAUGAGCCGGCAGGCGGCGCUCGCGGGCUACUCACCGUACUUUCUGACCGGAAACCCAUGCUGGCAUGCGCGACGGAGCAGAAGUUACUCGGGGACAAUACAGAUCUUGGUGACGAGGGGCGCAUACAAGGUGCACCAGGUAGGGGCGAAUGGACGACUUGUGUUGCUGGGCGCUGACGGCACGCUCUUCAAGGAGCACUCGGAGAACUGCGCCUCCUCCCAUAACCCCAACAUCGACCUCACCGUCGACUCGACGCUGACGGGCGUGCCGGCAAGCCACGCGUGCCAAGUCUGCAAGAGCGCCGGCAACCCCAGCAUGAUGCUGCUCUGCGACUACAGCCUGGAGGGGUACCACAUGGGUUGCCUGGAGCCGGCGGUGAAGAAGGUCCCAGACGGCAUGUGGAUGUGCCCGAGGUGCCGAGAAGCGGAGGCGCAGCGUGUGUGGCUCGCUUUGGCCUCAGGGUCCGCAGCCGGCGAGUGGGGGAAACCUGGAUAG
Messenger RNA from Klebsormidium nitens, 624 nucleotides. Lineage: Eukaryota; Viridiplantae; Streptophyta; Klebsormidiophyceae; Klebsormidiales; Klebsormidiaceae. The record is from the annotation of a GenBank genome assembly.